This is a messenger RNA of Venturia canescens, 1600 nucleotides long. RefSeq names its product eukaryotic translation initiation factor 3 subunit e (gene eIF3e). Gene Ontology annotation, biological process: translational initiation. Gene Ontology annotation, cellular component: cytoplasm; nucleus; eukaryotic translation initiation factor 3 complex. Gene Ontology annotation, molecular function: translation initiation factor activity. The record is from RefSeq and is a predicted model, not a curated record. The transcript has 8 exons. Lineage: Eukaryota; Metazoa; Arthropoda; Insecta; Hymenoptera; Ichneumonidae. Bases 123 to 1436 code for a protein of 437 amino acids.
AGAAAAACGACGGCGCUGUGCGGCUGUGCUGUGCGCUGUGCUGUCGAGUCUCUUCCGCCAACGAUUGUUGGUUACAACUGUACUUUUUGUGAAAAAUUAUUGAAAUACAUCUUCACGAAAAAAUGGCAAAAUUCGAUCUUACGCCUCGUAUAGGGCAAUACCUUGACCGGCAUCUCGUAUUUCCACUGUUGGAAUUUCUCUCUGCAAAAGAGAUUUACGGCGAGAAUGAGCUGCUUCAAGCCAAACUCAAUAUUCUCAGCAAAACUAACAUGAUCGAUUAUGCCAUCGAUAUCAGAAUGAUUUUGUAUCCUGAUGAAGAAGUUCCAGAGGAGCUCAAGGAUCGCCGUGCCGAAGUUGUACAAGAGCUCAGUAUUUUACAAAACAACGUUGAAGUCGUUGUUGCUCUUAUGAAUAACGAGAAAGUUAUGAAAAAAAUGGAAGAAAUGAGGGACUCUAAAGCACUCAAUAAUUAUCUUACUCAGGAAUCUGAAUUCAGAGUAGAAAUGAUGGACAAUCUUGUCAAACUUGCUAAGUACAGAUACGAGUGCGGCAAUUAUUCUGUAACAACCUCCUAUCUUUAUCUCUACAUGCUCAUCAUGCCUUCUACGGAUAAGAACUACUUGAACGUCCUUUGGGGUAAAUUAGCAUCGGAAAUUCUUGCCCAAAAUUGGGAAACAGCUUUGGAGGAUGUGAACAAGUUGCGUGAAUACAUUGACAGCAACGUGAUCGGAAAUUCAUUGCAAGUUUUACAGCAACGUACAUGGCUCAUCCAUUGGAGUCUUUUUGUAUUUUUCAAUCACGUUAAAGGCAGAGAUCUCAUAAUUGAGAUGUUCCUGUAUCGACCACACUAUUUAAAUGCCAUUCAAACAAUGUGUCCUCACAUUCUCCGUUACUUGGCUGCAGCCGUGAUCGUUAAUCGCUCGAGGCGUUCGACCCUGAAAGAUUUGGUCAAAGUUAUUCAACAGGAAUCAUACACGUAUCGGGAUCCGAUCACAGAAUUCCUGGAACAUCUUUACGUGAACUUUGAUUUCGACGGUGCUCGUCAAAAACUUCAAGAGUGUCAGACCGUCGUUUUCAAUGAUUUCUUCCUCAUUGCUCUGUUGAACGAAUUCGUCGAAAAUGCGAGGCUCAUGAUCUUCGAAACUUUCUGUCGGAUUCAUCAAUGCAUCAGCAUUGGGAUGCUUGCAGAGAAACUAAACAUGAAGGCCGACGUUGCUGAAUGUUGGAUCGUAAACCUCAUCCGUAACGCAAGAUUGGACGCGAAGAUCGACAGUAAGCUGGGACACGUUGUGAUGGGUGGACAACCCGCGUCACCGUAUCAAACCCUUGUGGAAAAGAUCGAAACACUAAGUGUAAGAAGUGAAGCAUUGGAGAAUCUUAUCGAACGCAAAUUGAAAGCAAAGAAUCAAGAUCCAGUCAGUAUAGUUUGGAACUAACAUAAACACAAAUAAAAAACUGUGAACGAGUUUCGAAAACUGAUUCAAGAUCCUGGGUACUCAACAUUGUCGACUCAAACGCAAGAUCAAUUGUAAUAUUUCCACAAUGUUAUAUACAGCCAACCAGACUUAUGUCAAUAAAUUUAAAAAAUUUUUCAGACUCA